AAACGAGUUAAUGAUCAGACUUGAAGCGUGAUAAGCAGUUAAUUCACUUAGAUGGGUCAUUGCACCCUGCACCAACAACCACUACACCUGCAUUUACUGUCGGAAUUAAAUUCACGAAACUCAAAACGCCGUCCAUUAGAUAGAGCUACCAUGAACGAAGCAGCAACAGAGACCAAAGACCACCAUGGCAAGAGGGGGUUGGUGUAAAAAGCUCAAAAGAAGCAGCAGUCACGCUGAUGAGAUGAUCGAGCUGAAGCUGGUGGUAGACGAUGAGAACAAGAGGGUGUUGUACGCCGAGGCUGGCGUGGAGUUCGUUGAUUUCCUCUUUGGCAUCAUGUCUCUGCCUCUGGCCUUCUUCGCCGGUCCGAAUGAGUGCCGGCUGGUGGUGGGGAGACUCUACGAGAGCUUGACGAACAUGGAAGACUCCUUCUUUGAGGCUUCGAGGUGGGGGAAGGAGGAGCUGCUGAGACCGGCGCUGCCCUCUACCUUCGCCGGUGUGAAACCCGGCUGGCCAUGCGAGGUGAAGGCCAGGCGGCCAGGCGGCAAGCGGCCGGCGCUCAAAGAAAAACGUGGCGGUGGCGGGAUGAUCUACAUGAUAACGAAUGAAUUGGAGGUGACGCCAAUGUCAACCGCUUCUAUUAUCGCUCUUAUGAAGAGCUUCGAAGUCAGCAUCGGCAAUGUGGACGAAAGGAUGGUCACUGUCGGGCCGAAGGAGAAAAUGAGCAUACUGAUGGCGCUAUUCUCAUCAAAGGGUGUUUUCACAGAGGUUUUUCUAUCCCCCAAAGUCCAUAACCAUGCAAAGCCGGUGCUUUCACCUGAGCUCACAAGCAAUCGACCGCCGGCUCAGAAAAGGCACCUCAGGGUCACAAGCGCUCGAACGCCGGCAAGCAGCGGAAGGAGGGGCGCCGGCACCAAGAGAAAUGAGGGAGGGACUAGAAGGAACACAAGGGGAGCAAAGUUGCGUUCGUCAGCCAACCGUGGGCGCCGGGGUGGUGGUGCCCGGCCUUCAGCAAACCGGGGGAGCCGUGGCGGCGGUAGUGGCAGAGGAGGAGGCAGAGUAGGGGCGAGGCAGGUGGCAGUGUCUGAGGCCGAGGAAGGCAAAGUUCCUCCUUGUUCUCCGACCGGCAGUGAUGAGGACGGUGAGAUGCACGGUGACGGAGAGCCGGUGGGAGGAUCUCACGUUAUAAAGACAGAGAGAGAAAGUUCCGACUAAAAACCUGCCUUAAUCUAUACUCUGCCGCAGUUCUGUGCUUCAUUUGGUAGGAAUCUCCACGAUUUUGUGUGCUCUUCAGAUCUUGGUACCUUACUGUAAUGCAUUAAUGCAUGUAAUCAGUAUGUUGGUUUUAUCCCAACUUUGCGAAAUUAAGCAUCGCAGUAUCAUC
This is a messenger RNA of Nymphaea colorata (pocket water lily), 1382 nucleotides long. RefSeq lists its product as uncharacterized. NCBI's taxonomy places the organism in Eukaryota, Viridiplantae, Streptophyta, Magnoliopsida, Nymphaeales, Nymphaeaceae. The coding region runs from base 185 to 1213 and encodes 342 amino acids. The record is from RefSeq and is a predicted model, not a curated record. The transcript is spliced from 3 exons.